This is a messenger RNA of Anneissia japonica, 4922 nucleotides long. Its product is annotated as SERTA domain-containing protein 2-like. Gene Ontology annotation, molecular function: transcription regulator activity. Bases 411 to 1322 code for a protein of 303 amino acids. Lineage: Eukaryota; Metazoa; Echinodermata; Crinoidea; Comatulida; Comatulidae. The transcript has 2 exons. The record is from RefSeq and is a predicted model, not a curated record. Gene Ontology annotation, cellular component: nucleus.
AUUGAAGCAUGCAGUUAGCCAGCUUUCAAAUGUUUCAUUUUGGGGCUUUUGAUAUUAUUUUACGUUGAUAACUGGUAUAAUAAUUCAGUUAAGAUAUCAAUUCAUACUUUUCUGUAAAAAAUUACAUCUUCAGUUUGUCAGCGCUGUCAGAGUAUUUAAGACUUACGAGUGAGCUUUGUUAUUAUGUUUGCCUGGCGUUGCUUGUAGAAACAUCCAAUCAGGUCGUUUCAUUGUGUAGAGAGAAUUGACAAUUGGUAGGAGCUGAAAAGGCCGACGCGACUACGUUGGCGUAUGAGGGGUAUUUUCCCGAACAAUUUCAGCUGAUGAAAACAUCGGCAAGAAUAAACCGUAAUUCCCAUCAUCGAUUGUAGCGAGAUGUAAAUCUAUGUUGUAUUCAUCAAAGAAGAGUUAUGCUUCCACCGUUGUCUUGCCAAGCUAUGAGCAUUGAAGUACAUGUUCCUCCUACCCGUGUUUCGUUCAGUUGUGGGCAAAGCUCAAUGCCUGGUCUUGUGAAUCAGAGAUUAAAGCGGAAAUUUAACGAAGUAGAUGAAAUUGAAGGUCGCGAUGGCAUUCAUUACUGUGUGCAGCGACAGUCUGUCCUUAACAUUUCAAUAUGCAAAUUACAGAUGAGUCGCACGUUGAUUGAACCAUGUUUGCGACGCUCCGUUCUUAUAUGUAAUACUUUGCGACAAAUUGAGAAGGAGCUCAGGUCAGAGGGCAAAGUUCAUGAUUGCGUGAGACUCACAAAUCUAAUUGCUGCAAACCAAUCUGAAAAUGAGAAUAACGAACAAAAUGAGGUGAACUCUGAAUCGCGCAUAGGUGAGGACGGUAUAUGUCAUAUCGUGAAAAAAGAUGCAAUUGGCGCCCUCAAUCUAUGCAAACGAACUGAAAAUGUGUGUGCGACCGAGGCUCAUGAAAACAGGACUUUGUCUUCGAAUAGGUCAAAUAACUCUCUUUUGAGCGCAACUCAGCCAAAUAAUCUAGUAAAACCUUUACAGACAAUCAGCGAAUCACAGUCCCUUAAACACCGGGAGGUUAACGGUGAUACAGUGAUGAACACUGCUGAUCAACUCUUGCCAGAUGAUUUCUUCCGUGAUAUUGAUAUCACACAAUAUGACUAUGAUGACAUCACAGCAUCGGUUAUACCAAACUCCAAAUCAACAAAUCCAGUGUGUACCACCACCGAGGAUUUACUCAAAUCUAUUUGCCUCGACUUGAGUCCAUUCAGUUUAGAAACACCAAUAUCUCAAGGACUUUGUCGGACUGACCUUGCCGACGAGCUUGACCAGAUCAUGCAUGUGCUUGUGGAUGUUGGAAUGUGAAAAAACAAAUCACAGAUACAACGCAAAUCCUUUAAAGACAUUAAAGACACAAAGUAUCCUAAAAUAUAUUUCCUAAUCAAGAUAAUAUAAGAGUUUUAUAAGUCUUUUUGGUAUUCCGUCUAAUUUCAUAAAGAAAAAAAAAAGAGAGAAAUGUAAAUGAAUGUAAAUAGAAUAGAGAUUAAGAUAUCAUGAUAUAUCAUAUUUUUUAUCUUUGUAAGUUUAUACAUUUUUCCUUGAACGAAGAGAGUUUUGUAAAACCACAGAGGGAAGUUUAGUUAAAAGAAUAUACUUAAAAAGAGUUUAAACGUUUAUUAACUUGACUGCUCCUGUUCAGUGGCAUGACUAGUUGAAUAUCUCAUUUUAUCUACUAAAUGCCUAAAUUCUUCCUGUGAAAUUUUAAAUUAAAAACAAUUGCCAGGGAGAAACCAAUUUUGUGGUGAUUUUAAUUAAGUAAGCUAAACUGAAAUUUAAUUCUGGAUUUUUAUAAAAUUAUUGCCAGAAUAUAUAUUGAUAAGCUGGGAUUGUUUUAUUUAUUAUAAAUUUAUUAUUAUUGUUUUUUUUUUAAUUAACUGCACUGAAUUUAUACCUUCUUCCUGUAUUGUAUUAAAAAAUUUGUGACCAUUCCUUCACAGUUCAGCUUAUUGGUCAACAUUUAUCAAGUUCAAGAUUUAAAAGUUCUUUCAAUAGCUGUUGUGCUACCAUUGGAAGCUGUCUGGUCUGCAUUCAAUGAUAAUUUUAUUUCUGAAGUUUAAGGGGACGUACAUUCUUUAUUUAGAUUGGUUACUGAUUAGGCAAAGGCUAAGUUCCGACAUUAGGUUGCUUUCAAUUGCAUGACGACAAUAGGACGUAGAAUGUAAAAGUCAUCUGCGCAUGUUAAGUUCUCGUCGUGUGGAUUCUACGAUGCAAUUUGGCCAAAUCUAUGUAUGCAGAGAACGUAGGACACCCAGUAGGACAGUCACGCAUGAUUGAUUCCGUUCUAGCGUCGUGUCGUCGCAUAAAUUGAAAGCUCCCUGCUAUAAAGUGUGGCUGGAACCUACUGUCACAUUUUUAAUAUGGUUACAAUAUAAUUGUUGAUUAAUUUAUGGGAGAAUGGGAAACAAGAGGGGGACAGGAUAUUUAUGAUCUUAUCAUUUAGGCCAAGGAAAACCAAAGUGAAUUGUCAUCAGUGAUCAAAAUUGCAAAUUUUAAUUAUAAUUAAUUCUAUUUAGUUAUAGACAGCAUCAGUGAAAGGUUUAAAAAAUAAUCUUUUGAUUUGUAUUGGUGCUUUUUGGGCUUAAUUCUCACUAUGUGCUUAGAGAUUAAAGUUAUAUUUUUAGUUGUAAAGUAGACUGAGGGAAGCACCUCUAUUACAUAGUAAGCUGAUGUACCCCCGGAAAUUUCUAUCUUUUUCCUUUGCAGUUCAAAUAUCUCAAAUGAAUUAAUCAAUUUACCACCUAAUGGCUGCAAAAUAUAGAAUUUUAAAUAUAAAGAAGUAAAUUAAAUUUGUGAUAUAGUUUUUUUUAUCUUAAAAUUCUGUGUAAUAACUUCAGUUUCCUCUUCGAAAAAGCUGCGAGAAAACAUCAGUAAUUAAUUUGUUGUUUUUAUAAUUGAACAUUUUAAGAUUUAAAAAAAUUAAUUCACAAUGAAAACUAUUUAUGUAUUUAUUUAAUAAACAAACAUGAAUAUUCAUGAUUAAAAUUAUGCAUAUGAUGAAUAUUCAUAAUGUACAGUAUUUAUGAAUGGAUGGGGGAAUAUUUUGAUAAAGAGUCGUUGAGGUAUGUAGUAAGUUAUAUAGCUGUAUAACUAGAGAAUUUUAUAUGUAUUUUAUCAAUUUGUGUAUUUUUUAUACACGUUUUAUUCUUUACAUGUCAUAAUGUAGGUAAUAUACAAGAUUUGUACUCAUUUGUUUUUAAAAAUGUCACCAUCCCAUGAAAACAAAUAAUAGAAGCAAAGUUGAUAAUUUGAUUGUAAUAUGUGGUUGUCUAUUAUUGAGACAAUCUCAGCAAACCGCCAAAGAGAAUGAAUGCCUACAGAAAGGUGGUCUUAUUCUCUAAUUUAACCAUUUUCUGUUGAAUUUUUUAUGGUAUGAAUUUACUGUAAAAAAUUACUACUUUUGUGGGACAUAAUCUAUGUCCACCACAAUCUAAAUCUGUUCAAUCCAAAUUCGAUCACCCGUACAAUUCAGUUUUUAAAUAUUAUUAAAUCCCUUCUUACCCACCGCAAAUUUCACUAUGCUGGGGAACGGAAACAAAAAAUCAUUGCUUGGACAAUUCAGCAUUACAAUGCUGUGUUAUCCAUCUACCGACCUAAGAUACUCAGCUCAUUAAAUAUACACAAUCUUGUUGCCAUGACAACUGCUAUUCAAUUUUUGUUGAAAUUUGGAAAGAGGCAUUUAAUGACAUGGUUCUAUCCAUGUUGUUUUGCCUUUAAAAGCAUUGAGUUUAAGAAGUAGAUUAUUAUUCUUAUAAAUAUUCUAUUGAAUAAAUCAGGAAAAAUUAUAAUGAUGAUAUUGAUGUGAAUGAAAAAUUAAUAUCUGUGGGAUAAAACAAAUGUAAAUUAUAUUUUAAAAGAUUAUCACAACAAAAAGAAUAUAUUAAAACAGCUUGUAUGCAUCAUAACUUUUUUCCCAAUUUUUGAAUGAUAUAUACGCCUUUUACGUUCUUAGUGUGAAAGCACCGACAUUUGCUUACUUUCACAAUGCUAGUUCAUAUAAACGUUUAAUUUAUUCAAAGAUUGGCACUAUUGUAGUCAGGAUUGAUCCUGCAUAUGGCAACACUAAUGAGUUAACAAUUUGUCAUGGGUCAGCGCAUUUGUCACAGUUCAAUGGAUUUGUCACGGGUCAAUGACUCCUAGGGUAAAAUCAAUAAUUAUUAGAAUUCCAUACAUGAGGAUUUGCAUAGAAUAGAAAAGAGCAUGAUCUCAGAUUAGUAUCGAAUGAUGUAAGUCAUGAGAAACAACAGAUGACAACUCCUGCAAUAUAUUAAGAAUUCUUUUAAUUUGUUUAUGGAUUUAACAAAAUAAAUGUACAUUUACAGAGAUUUAUAAAUAUGUGAAUGAGGUUUUUCAUUUACAAUGCUGCAAAAUAUCAAUUAAAAAAUGAAUCAUUUAAUGUUAAAUUAAUUAUAAAAAACCUCAUAUAAUUGAUUGUUAAUAUUUUUUUUUAAAUCCUGAUUAUCAAGACUUAAAUGUUUUCAGUUAUGUCUGAUUUCAACAUAAAAAAUGUUCCUAUAGUAUCCAGAUUUUAAAUAGGUACAAAAGAGGCUAACUAUUUGUGGAUAUUUCCAUAGUAAUAUUAUACAAAUAUUAUCAACAUUGACUAUAAUUUUUUAAGAUGAUAAAGUUGCAUUAUGUCUGUAUUGAAUAUGAAUUCAAAUGCACCUUCACAUAAAAAAAAUACAAUAUAGGGCCCCAAGACUUUCAUUUAAAUAUUUUCUUUCAAAUACACAGAAAUUGUGAAGACAAUGAAAACUGCUUGCCAAGGUGUUAUAUUGGCGAGUGAAGUAUUCAGUUUUACAAUUAAUUGUCCGUAUUUAAAAGUCUAAUUUUUAGACUUCAGUUUUGUAUAUGUUGUAUAUUCUGUUUGAAUUUCAGAUUAAAUUAAAAAAGAAAAAGAAAUAUAAA